This is a messenger RNA of Gastrolobium bilobum, 1578 nucleotides long. Its product is annotated as GABA transporter 1-like. NCBI's taxonomy places the organism in Eukaryota, Viridiplantae, Streptophyta, Magnoliopsida, Fabales, Fabaceae. The coding region runs from base 123 to 1457 and encodes 444 amino acids. The transcript is spliced from 7 exons. Gene Ontology annotation, cellular component: plasma membrane. The record is from RefSeq and is a predicted model, not a curated record.
AGAAAUAUGUAUGUAUUGUAAAUUCCAACUAGAAUAGGGGUUAGGAUCAUUAUUAUACUAUGUUGAAUACAUAUAUAUCAUAGAGGGAAAAACAGAAGCUAAGUGAUAGGAGCUGAAACUUAAUGGGUUCACCAAGUGAAGUGGGAAGAGAAGCAGAGGAAAAUGAUGCAGAAGAAGGAGUAAGUGCUGCUGAAUUGGUGCGUAAAGGAACGUGGAAGCACGCGGCUUUCCAUGUUGCCACCACUAUUGCCACCCCUGCUGCUUAUGCUCCCUUGCCCUUUGCUCUUGCUUCUCUUGGUUGGCCUCUUGGUGUGAGUAGUCUUGUGAGUGCAACACUAGCCACCUGGUACUCUAGCAUUCUGAUCGCUUCUUUGUGGAAAUGGAAUGGGGAGAAGCACCUUACCUAUAGACAUCUUGCACGUAGUAUUUUCGGAUUCUGGGGGUAUUGGUCUGUUGCAUUUUUUCAGCAGGUGGCUUCUCUUGGAAAUAACAUUGCUAUCCAGAUUGCAGCUGGUAGCAGCUUAAAGGCAGUUUACAAGCACUAUCACCAGGAUGGAAAAUUGACCCUGCAGCAUUUUAUUGUUUUCUUUGGAAUCUUUGAACUAAUUCUCUCUCAGCUCCCUGAUAUUCACUCACUGAGAUGGGUAAAUGCAUUGUGCACUUUCAGCACAAUUGGCUUUGCUGGUACAACCAUUGGUGUUACCAUUUACAACGGUAAGAAGAUUGACAGAACAUCAGUAAGUUACAGUGUGCAGGGUAGUUCUGCUUCUAAGUCCUUCAAAGCUUUCAAUGCCCUUGGGACCAUUGCCUUUUCAUUUGGUGAUGCAAUGCUUCCAGAAAUACAGAAUACAGUGAGAGAACCUGCAAAGAGGAAUAUGUACAGAAGCAUAUCAGCAGCAUAUAGUGUCAUUGUAUUAACUUACUGGCAGUUGGCCUUCUCUGGAUACUGGGCUUUUGGAUCAGAAGUCCAACCUUACAUUUUAGCUUCUUUGUCUAUUCCAGAAUGGACUGUUGUUAUGGCAAAUAUAUUUGCAGCUAUUCAAAUAUGUGGAUGCUUUCAGAUAUACUGCAGGCCAACAUAUGCUUACUUUGAGGAAAUAAUGGGGUCCAACAAAUCUAUUAGCCAUUUUCCCUUUAGAAAUAACCUGGCACGACUUACUUAUACUUCCAUAUAUAUGGUUCUUGUGACUCUUAUUGCUGCAGCUAUGCCCUUUUUUGGGGAUUUUGUGUCAAUCUGUGGGGCAAUUGGGUUUACUCCUCUGGACUUUGUGUUCCCUGCUUUAGCAUACCUUAAGGCUGGAAGUAUAGCCAAGAACUCCAAACUUGGGCUUUUGAUGCGGCCAUUAAAUAUUUUAAUAGCAACAUGGUUCUCAAUAGUUGCCAUCUUGGGUUGCAUUGGUGCUGUCAAAUUCAUUGUGGAAGAUAUCAAGAACUACAAAUUCUUCCAUGAUAUGUGAAUGAAUUUUGAACUCCCCCAAAAUUUUUUUCACCUUUUCUCUUUGUGUAAGUUAUAUUUUAUCCUGCAAAAUUUUUGCACAAAUCAACUUUAAAACAGCAACUAUAAAAUUAUACAUUUUA